Molecule: messenger RNA, 3318 nt
Organism: Vespula vulgaris
Lineage: Eukaryota; Metazoa; Arthropoda; Insecta; Hymenoptera; Vespidae
Product: zinc finger protein 543-like
Exons: 5
Coding region: 140-1462 (440 amino acids)
Biological process (GO): regulation of transcription by RNA polymerase II
Cellular component (GO): nucleus
Molecular function (GO): DNA-binding transcription factor activity; zinc ion binding; RNA polymerase II cis-regulatory region sequence-specific DNA binding
Source: RefSeq, a predicted model, not a curated record
UUCGACGCCGCAGCCAUUAUAGAUCCCGUUGUGAGUGACCGAGUCUUCGAUAGCUCCUACUAUUUUCCGGGAAAAGUACGCUUCCUAAGCAACGCCGACAUCUGAGAAGCUCUCGUAAAGAUAAACUUCAUUGGGAAUAAUGAAAACGUACAGUAGAAAAAAGGGCGAUGGCCCUAGCAACGUAAUUAUUCACGUGAACGAGUUGUGCCGACUGUGCUUGGCAAAGGAAGAAGAGAUGGUGCCGAUUUUCGACGACGAGACCAUACCGUUGCCUCUUAGAAUCAUGGCAUGCGUCAAUUUGGAAGUUUUUGAGGAAGAUGGUUUACCAAAUAAAAUCUGUCAUCCAUGCAAGUACCAAUUGGAAAAGUCUUACCAAUUUAAAAAGAAAUGUGAAGCUGCUGAUGUUAAGCUCAGGAAACACAUGAAAUUAAUACGUCAGUUGACCGGUCAAGAUGAAGAAACAGAUAAUCAAGAGAAUAACACGGAUGAUUUGAAGGAAGCAUCUGGCAGUGGGAAAUCUAAACAAGUUAAACAGUUAUUAGCUGAUUUAGUGUCAACUAAAGGAACUGGAGGUCAAGCGGAUGGAGAUCCCAUAGAAGUUACAGAAGAAGAAUUGGUUGGUGGAUAUAUUUUAGGUAUGAAUUCAGAAAAUCCAGAAAUGGAAGAAACUAUGUCUGAAGAUCCAGAAAGUAUUACAUUAGUACCAGCUGAAGAAAGAACGGCAAAAGCUCGAUGUACGAUACGUACAACGAGAAUUAAACAAGAACAAGAAUCUGAAGAUGAAGCUGAAGAAGUACAAAGAGCUAUCGCAAAUGCAGAUCAUAAAAAUGUUUACAUGAUGGAGCUGACCAGCAACAGUUCUGGUCAAGGAGAAUCAUUGAAAUUACAACCAAUGGGUGACACAAUAGUUGAAGCAAAUACAGAAUUAAAAGUAUUUCAAUGUGAUAAGUGCCCAAAAGCAUUCACUAGAAGAAUAAUGUUAAAAAGUCAUCAGUCGGUUCAUUCUACUCAAAGAGGAUAUACGUGUCAAGCAUGUGAAAAGUGGUUCCCUACAAGAUCAGCGUUAAUAAGGCACGAACGCACACACACUGGUGAAAAACCGUUUGGUUGUAAUAUAUGUCAUCGGGCAUUUGCACAGAAAGAAAUAUUACUACGUCAUUUAAUGACUCAUUCUGGACAAAAACCAUUCCAGUGUCAACAUUGUGAAAAAAGUUUUACGCAACGCGAAGCACUGAAAGUACAUAUGCGUCGGCAUCAAAAGUUGGAUCCAAACGAUAUUCAACUCCACCAUUGUCAACUAUGUCCUAAAGCAUUUUGUCAUGCAUCAGGACUUAGCAGGCAUUUAGUUACGCAUACUGGUAGAACGUAUAAGUGUGUUGAAUGUGAAAAAUCUUUUACUGAUAAAAGUUCACUUUUAAGGCACAGUCGUAUUCAUGCACCUAAAAAGAUUUUAACGAAUUAAUGUUCAACGAAUAAAAUUGCGUUUUACUUCCAACUGAAGAAAUAAGAAUUUUACUUCUUUGGGUCCAGUUGUAAAUUUUUUAUAAAAUGAAGAGAGUAUACUCUCAUACUUUUAUAAUUACAAAUGAAAAUAAUAAUUGAUAAUGAUCAUUUAUUAUAAUGUACGUCAAAUGAUAUUCAAUUUUAAAUUAUUAUAAAUUAUUAUAAUUUUUUAUAUAUUAACAUACAACUGACCCAUAGAAACUUUGGAUAUCGUUAAAAGGUAUUCUGCCUUUUUUCAAUUCUUAUUUGAUUAGUCCCUAUUUGACAAUUAUUUUCGUUUAUUCUUUCGUUGACUCUUUAAAUAAUGUAUUAAAAAACGAAAAAAAAAUUUCCACUGCGCUACACUAUCUACACUUUUUGUACAAAGUUAUGUAACGAAUGCAAAUAGUGUUAUUUACAAUUAACAUGUAUUAUAUAUUGUUUAAAAUUAGGAAAAAUAUAAAGUUUUCUUUCAAUCAGUUAUAAAGACAGGUUAAAAUAUUUUUUUAAAUAGGCACGUUUUUAAAAGAAAAAUAGAUUGGUCCUUUCAGUGUAUAUUCAUAAAAGACCUUAUGUACUAUGUACACGAUUAAAUAUAUAUUCUAUGUAUAUAUACCUAUAAAUAUACAAUAUAAUGAUGGUAAAUGUUUUUUCAUCUGAUGUAAGUAUCAUUCAUCUUUCAUAUAAGUUUCAAAGAUUAUAUGAUGUUCGAUAUACAUAUACAUAUCCCAUAACUAAUUCUUAAUAACUUUAUUAUUAAAUACAGAAUGAAGUUUAUGUACACGAUCAUAAUUAUUUUUACUUGCUAAAAGUUCGACAGACAAUUUUUUUUAUAUUGAGACUCAUAGCAACAUUAUUAACUUUAUAAAAUGCAAAACUUAUAUACCACUCUAUAAUAUGUAGAGACAUAAUCAUCUAUCCGUGAAAUAUUUUUUUUAGGUAUUGUGUUUGCAAAUUUAACGUUUCAUAUAUAUACUUUUUAAUUUGGUGUAAUAUUAUUAAUAGUUCGAUGGCAUAGGAAACAUUACUGAAACACUUUUCGUCUACUUUAUAUCGCAUAAUAUUUAUAAUUUCUAUCCGUAACACAUCACCCUUCUAUUAAAGCAGUAUAUUCGAAGGUAUGAGUGAACUAUAAAUGUUAAAACUUCAUUAUGUGAUUCACAAAUGCUGUGUUCAACCUUUCAUAAAAGUACGUAAAGUUAUGAUCAUUGGGAUACAACAUUAUUUCUUGCUACUAUCAUUCAUUUAAUGUACAUUAUUAUAAUUAUUCGAAAUUUCGUCUAAUAAAAAGAAAAAAUUGUUAGCAUAAGCAAACAUUAAUAGAUGCUCAUACAAGGGCAAUUUGAAAAAUUCAAGGCUUUUUUUCUUCUUUUUCACUUUAAAAUGUGUUUCGUUUAAAAAAAAAGAACUUAUACAUUUAAGAAAAAGAAAGAAAAGAAAAUGAAAAAGCUGCGAACUUUUCAAAUGAUCCUGGUAAAAAAGUUAUUAAGUACACCGCAACACUAUUACUUUACACGGCAGUAGAGAAAGAAUAAAGAAUCGUUGCGCAAUGUACAUAGGUGAAUAUUCUAAAUGCUCGCUACGAUUGUUCAUAGAUGUCAAGUGCGACAGAGCUCAGUAUUUUCAUUACUAUUAAAAUAUCGUACAAAGUAGCCUAACUAUAUUUAUAGUAUUUUCACAUAAAUUGCCUUAUGAAAACACUAUAUUGAAUAGAUAAAUAUAUUUCAUUCUAAUGCCGCUAUAUCAUAUAAUAGACCAUGAUAUAUUUAAUCAAAUGACAUGAAAUUAUUAUGAGAAAAAGAACGGAACAAAAAAAAAGGAAGAACAAAAGCGGAA